AUGUAUUAAACAAUAGAUUUUGUAAAGCAGGUCUAUUCAUCACUCAAAAACUCAAUUAAGUGGUAAACUCAGCUGGAUGAAUUCGAUAUCGUCAUAUUUGGGUUCUUGAUUACAUUUAUUUUGCAUUUCAUCCUAAAUCGCAUCAGAUUGCCAAGUAGAGACUACAAUCAAAGCCAUUGGUCAUUUUUUAAAUCGUAGUUAUUUAUGAGCUUAAUAAAUUAUUGUCCUGGAGUCUCAUCAUUUUUGGAAAAAAAGAAAGAAGAAGCACUCAAAUCUUUUUCACACUCUCUUGAUAAACACACCACCAAUAAAACAUUUAAGAUACCAGAAAACGGUAUGGGUUAUGAUAAAAUAAAUGACAGGUUGAAGAGUUGGAUUGAACGUGAUAGUAAGAAUUAUUACAGUGGUAAAGUAUCUGGAUCCCUUUAUGUUCACAAAGAUGAGAAAUUUAUUGAAGAAUGUUAGGAAUUCACUAAGAAUUUCUUAUAUUCCAAUCCUAUGCAUGCUGAUUUAUGGCCAGCAUCAAGACAAUUGGAAGCAGAAGUAAUAAAGAUGACAGGAGAAUUAUUUGGUUAGGAAAAGGAGAGCAUUGGAAUGCUAACUACAGGUGGCACUGAAUCAAUAUUGUUAGCCAUUCUGGCCUAUCGCAAUUGGGGAGAAGCAGAAAAAGGCAUCACUUAACCAAAUAUGGUGAUUCCAGAAACAGCACAUGCAGCAUUUUAUAAGGCAGCAGAGUACUUUAAGGUUCAAGUGAGAACAGCUAAAGUUAAUUAAAAAACAUUUAGUGUUGAUCUUAAGGAUCUUAAAAGCCAUAUCAAUUCUAAUACAAUCUGUAUUGUUGGAUCAAUGCCCAACUUCCCAUAUGGAACAUAAGACCCAAUUGAAGAAUUAGCUGCUAUUGCUAAGAAGAAGAAGGUAGGUUUUCACGUUGAUGCUUGUUUGGGUGGAUUCAUUGUGGCAUUUGCCAAAGAAAUGAAUUACGGAAAGUUUGAUUUCACUUUAGAUGGUGUUACCAGUAUUUCUUGCGAUCAACACAAACAUGGAUUAGCACCAAAAGGUGUUUCAACAGUUUUAUUUAAAACCCGUUAAUUGAGACAGUAUGCAUUCUUUUCUACAGCCACAUGGUCAGGUGGUGCUUAUGCAGUGCCAACAACUUAAGGUUCUAAAACAGGAAUUGGAGCUGCUGGAGCCUGGUUUACUAUGUUAGCCAUAGGUAGAAAGAGAUAUGCUGAAUUGAGUAAAUAAAUUAUCAAUGCUACAAUUUAAUUGGCCAAAUAAAUCAAUGAAAUACCAGAAUUAGAAGUGUGUGGUCAACCAAGAAUCAAUUGUGUUUGUUUUAAAAGCAAGGGAAACAUUAAUGUCUAUUCAAUUCAUCAAAUCCUUACUUCCAAAGGGUGGAACCUCAAUACAACUCAGAAUCCAAAUGGAAUACAUAUUAGUGUUACACAAUAGAAUAUUCAAAAUCUAAAGCAGUUUGUUUAAGAGAUUAAAGAAGCAAUUUAAGAAAUCAAAGCUAAUCCAUCACAAUACAAAAAGGGAGGUGAUAUGGGUGCAUUGUAUGGAACGACACAAAAAAUACCUGACUCUAAGUUUGCAGGAAAUGCCCUUAAAUUGUAUUUGGACUCCGUACUCAAAUUAUGAGAGAGUAGAUCUGAGUUUAAUAAUAAUAAUAUGCAAAAAAACACAAUAUAUUUAAUAUCAUGCGGAAA
Messenger RNA from Paramecium tetraurelia, 1709 nucleotides. RefSeq lists its product as uncharacterized. The transcript is spliced from 4 exons. NCBI's taxonomy places the organism in Eukaryota, Ciliophora, Oligohymenophorea, Peniculida, Parameciidae. The record is from RefSeq and is a predicted model, not a curated record. Gene Ontology annotation, molecular function: pyridoxal phosphate binding; sphinganine-1-phosphate aldolase activity. Gene Ontology annotation, cellular component: endoplasmic reticulum. Gene Ontology annotation, biological process: carboxylic acid metabolic process; sphingolipid catabolic process.